This is a messenger RNA of Megalobrama amblycephala (Wuchang bream), 2544 nucleotides long. RefSeq names its product carbohydrate (N-acetylgalactosamine 4-0) sulfotransferase 14 (gene chst14). Gene Ontology annotation, cellular component: membrane. Gene Ontology annotation, biological process: dermatan sulfate proteoglycan metabolic process; carbohydrate biosynthetic process. The coding region runs from base 260 to 1360 and encodes 366 amino acids. NCBI's taxonomy places the organism in Eukaryota, Metazoa, Chordata, Actinopteri, Cypriniformes, Xenocyprididae. Gene Ontology annotation, molecular function: sulfotransferase activity. The record is from RefSeq and is a predicted model, not a curated record. The transcript is spliced from 3 exons.
GAGCGCCAGCUGUUUGUUUGUUUACAUCCAUUUUCAAGAUCCCGGGCACAGUGUGUUGCUUAGCAGCGGUCUCAAUCGUAAACGUUUGCGUUCUUCUCCGACUGUCAACGAUUAAAAUCGGCUCCAGUCGAAGGAAACAAUCGCACUAUCUGAAAUCAGAUGUUGGUUGGCUGCUUCACUGAAGCGAUGGAUAUUGAUCUUUCGGUAUUUUGAGUCACUGAGCCUCGAUAAACGGACUCUUUUAUGCAUGUGAUUCACUAUGCCGCCUCGCAAGAAGGAGUACGGGAUUAAACGAGCGAGCGGAUCCCUGGUCCACUUCAGACCGCCUGUGAGUGCGACCACCGCGCGCCGACACUCCGCCGUCGUUCCUUCGGUGCUGACGUUCGCCGUGAUCGUGGCAUCCGGAGGCCUGUUGCUCAUGAUAGAGAAGGGAAUGCUGAACAGCGUGCAGACUCCGCCGCCACGAGCCAACGGGAAGAAAGUGGAGUACCGAAUGAGGAAUAGCGACGCAGCUGUGGACGUGGAGUCUCAGAUUGUACAGGAGAUCCGUAAUCGCACCAUAAGAUCGAUGUGUGGUCAGAAGAACAGUCCUCACAGCGUGUGGUCUCUCAGUCCACUGCAGAGGAAGACUCUCCUCCAGCACAUACUGGUGAACGACGAGCAUCGCUUCCUGUACUGCUACGUCCCCAAAGUGGCCUGUUCCAACUGGAAACGAGUGCUGAAAGUAAUGAGUGGCGCUCUAGCCAACGUGGAUGUCAAAGUGAAGAUGGACCAUCGUUCUGAUUUGCUCUUCCUGUCUGACUUUUCGCCAGAAGAGAUUCGUCAUCGACUACGGCAUUAUUUUAAAUUCAUGUUUGUGCGGGAGCCGAUGGCCCGCUUGCUUUCUGCCUAUCGGAACAAGUUUGGCGAAAUUGAGGCAUAUCAGCGUAAAUAUGGUGCAGAGAUUAUACGGCGCUAUAGAAAAGGCUACGCAAAGGAUAAAAAAAUAGCAGGAAAUGACGUGACGUUCACAGAGUUUGUGCGUUAUUUACUUGACGAAGACCCAGAGCGGAUGAAUGAACACUGGAUGCCCAUCUAUAACCUGUGCCAACCCUGUGCCAUAGAAUAUGACUUUAUUGGCUCAUAUGAAAGUCUGGAGAGCGAUGCGGCCUACGUUCUGGAACGUGUCGGAGCACCGCAACACAUACGUUUUCCUGAGCGACAGACAUGGUACAAACCCGUUACCAAGGAAACGCUGCAUUAUUACCUUUGUACUGUGCCACAGAAGUUUCUCAAAGAGCUUCUGCCCAAGUAUAUUUUGGACUUUUCUCUGUUUGGCUAUCCUUUACCAAACACAACCACUGAAUAUUGUAGGCAUUAACAAAGACAUUGGGGUAUACCUGCUUUGUAAAGCUGUUUAUAAUCUUUCGUUAUGUUAAUAUUUUAAUACUUUUUUACAGUAUUACCUGUACAGAAUUGAAAAUAUAUUUGAAUAAAACCCUCAGUACAGAGUUUUUGAGAGCUAUUUAAGUUCAAACCACUAUUUAAAACUGGAAAAGCUCAAUCAGCUAUUUUUAUAAAUGAGAUGCAGUAAUAUGUUCAUAUGAACGGGCAUAAAAUGAAAAACAUUGUGCUGUGCGCAAGACUAUCAUGAGUUUUAUAUCAGUAAGCAGAGGCUGCCGCCAUUUUCACUUGUCAAUUACAAUAUUCAAAUUUUCAGUCAAAGCAAAGAGUAUAGAACCCCUUUAAGACAAGUCAUUUCACUCGGUGGCCAUCUUUGAAACGCCUCUCGGGCAUUUAAGUGCAGCUCCUAUCUCUUUGAAUGGGGAAACAUCACAUUGUCCAAAGCUGUUUGCCAAGCUUUCGAUUAAAUUUCAUAUUUGAAAUCACCAAUGAAAUCUGACAACUGUUUCAUAAAUUUUGUUUCUAAACGCUCGAAUCAAGACAAAAAACUGUAUUUUUCAGGCUGGAUCAGGCAAAUGCGCAUGCGCAGUAUUAAAUGCACGUCUCUUGUGCCUCAUUUCGGAGGCGCGCUUCUGACUGUUUCUAUUGGAGCCGGAGCUUCUAACGGCCGCUGCAGUGACGCGAAAGCGGGACUUAUUCCGCCAUAUCGCGUGUCGCGCUUUCUCCCAUUCAAUAUGAGUGAUGCGACUUGUGUUAUUCUAUAGUCUUUGUUUUCAGCGUUUUCCUUUUUAUUUUAUUUUUAUUACUUAGUCAUUAAUCAUUGUUAAUUCUGCUGUCACAUGUAUUGUAAUACGUUUUCUUUGUUAAUGUGCUUAAUCCAUUUACAAAAAUGAAAUGUGAUACUCAAAUCGAGAAAAUCAGUUACAAAAUAACUUCUGACACCAUUCCUGUUUGUAUUUAAUGAAUUGUGUUUCGAGUGAAGUGUGUUGUUUUAUGUCGAACAAAUAUUUCUGACCACAAACUUGAAGGCUUCUCAUCUGCCACUUCCUCUGAAAAGAUGUGGCUCUGAGUUGAAUCCCUUAAGAGAUUAUAAAGAAUGCAGUUUCACAUCCAAAAGCAGAAGUACUGUACAAGGAGGAAAUAAAAAAUCUUUGAAACACA